Molecule: messenger RNA, 2148 nt
Organism: Synchiropus splendidus (mandarinfish)
Lineage: Eukaryota; Metazoa; Chordata; Actinopteri; Syngnathiformes; Callionymidae
Gene: ergic3
Product: ERGIC and golgi 3
Exons: 13
Coding region: 67-1221 (384 amino acids)
Biological process (GO): retrograde vesicle-mediated transport, Golgi to endoplasmic reticulum; endoplasmic reticulum to Golgi vesicle-mediated transport
Cellular component (GO): endoplasmic reticulum; Golgi membrane; endoplasmic reticulum membrane
Source: RefSeq, a predicted model, not a curated record
GAGGCAAAGGACUGAUGUGUGUCUGUCGGAGAGGUUUGACUCUGGAACUGAAUAUUCAGCUGGAAAAUGGACACGCUGAACAAAUUGAAGCAGUUUGACGCGUAUCCCAAAACUCUGGAGGAUUUCCGAGUGAAGACGUGGGGAGGAGCGACAGUCACCAUCAUCAGCGGCGUCAUCAUGUUGAUUCUCUUCAUAUCUGAGCUGCAGUAUUACCUGACCAAGGAGGUCCACCCGGAGCUCUACGUGGACACGUCUCGAGGUGACAAGUUGAAGAUAAACAUUGACGUCAUCUUCCCUCACAUGCCCUGCGCCUAUCUAAGCAUAGAUGCCAUGGACGUGGCUGGGGAGCAGCAGCUGGACGUGGAGCACAAUCUGUUCAAGCAGAGGCUGGACAAAGACCUCAACCCCGUAACCACUGAGGCGGAGAAACAUGAACUUGGUAAAGCCGACGAUGGUCAAGUGUUUGACCCGAGUACAUUGGACCCAAACAGAUGUGAGAGCUGCUACGGAGCUGAGACCGAUGACCUCAAGUGUUGCAACACGUGUGAUGACGUGAGGGAAGCGUACCGGCGGCGAGGCUGGGCCUUCAAGAGCGCAGACACCAUCGAGCAGUGUAAGAGAGAGGGUUUCACGCAGAAGAUGCAGGAGCAGAAGAACGAGGGCUGUCAGGUCUACGGCUUCCUGGAGGUCAACAAGGUGGCAGGAAACUUUCACUUUGCGCCGGGGAAAAGUUUCCAGCAGUCUCAUGUGCACGUUCACGACCUGCAGAGUUUUGGCUUAGACAAUAUCAACAUGACCCAUCUGAUAAAGCAUCUGUCGUUCGGAAAGGACUACCCCGGGAUUGUGAACCCUCUGGACGGGACGAAUGUAGCAGCUCCACAAGCUUCAAUGAUGUACCAGUACUUUGUCAAAAUAGUUCCCACCAUUUACAUGAAAACCGAUGGAGAGGUAGUAAAAACCAACCAGUUCUCGGUGACCAGACAUGAGAAAGUUGCCAACGGUCUGAUCGGAGACCAGGGUCUGCCGGGGGUCUUUGUCCUGUACGAGCUGUCGCCCAUGAUGGUCAAGUUCACGGAGAAACACAGGUCCUUCACUCACUUCCUGACUGGUGUGUGCGCCAUCAUCGGGGGCGUCUUCACUGUCGCCGGCCUCAUCGAUGCGCUCAUCUACCACUCGGCGCGAGCCAUCCAGAAGAAGAUAGAGCUGGGGAAAGCCUCCUAACAGCGCCCCCAGCUGGACCCCCUGUGCAAAUACAGACCGCGACACGCACACAGAGACUCCACGAGGACGAACUGGGUCUGUCGGGAUCGAACACUGAACUUUUUCAAGACUCUUUUUUUGUUGUUGUUGCUGGAAAGCUCAGCAGGGGAUGAACUCACCACUGUGAGGGGACGGGACUCCCUCAAGAACAGGCUUCACCCGACUCUCUGGUCGACUCAACAUGGAACCAGACAAACAUCAUGACCAGAAUCAUGACCUAUCCGACUAUACUUUCUAUUCGUAAUCAUCCUCUGGGGAAACCCACUGCAAUCUUUCCUGAGGUAAAGAAAAAAAAAAACUUGACCACCGCUCAUAUUAGGAAGUAGAGACACCGGACAUGUGGCAGUAGACUGGUGUCACCUCCUCCACAACGAACCCUGCUGUAUUCCUUCAUUGUUGCUCUUGUUUGACUCAACUAUCAUGCAAGAUGCCAGACAUUAUGACCACCCGGCUGACCACACCCCUUCACCACAUUUGUUAUUCUCUUUAUUUCCACAUAUUCCCUCCGAACCCUCUCUUUUGUUUGCCUGUUAAGUUUGUGUUGUUUUAACUCUGCACCACAAACUCAGUCACGACCCGUGAAGCAACCAGUGCCGACCUCAGCUACAAAAGCGCUGCGGGGAUCUAAUGUGAAUCACAAACUUUAUCGACAAGCCGUGAGCUAAAAGUGAGUCUGCGGGAGCGAUUCAGUGUGGAAGCACAUUCGGCUGCAGAACGGACACUUUUAAGUUUUUGUUUUAAAUUGAAGUCUGAUUGAAAGGUUUGUUGGUGGGUGAUUUUGUCUGUGUGUGUGUGUGUGUGUGUGUGUGUGAGAGAGAGAGAGAGAGAAUAUGUGUGAGAAAUAUGUAUUUAUAUUUUGAUUGUCUCUGUUUUUCUAAAUGACAAUAA